Messenger RNA from Maniola jurtina (meadow brown), 830 nucleotides. RefSeq lists its product as uncharacterized. NCBI's taxonomy places the organism in Eukaryota, Metazoa, Arthropoda, Insecta, Lepidoptera, Nymphalidae. The transcript has a single exon. Bases 154 to 795 code for a protein of 213 amino acids. The record is from RefSeq and is a predicted model, not a curated record.
UACAUCGCUUUUAUCGUGUCGCCAAACUGUCAUUAGUUUGACGACACAAAAAAUAUUAUGUAUAAAUUUCGGGAAUUUCCAUUCCAUUUUUGUUCACAAACUUUCACGAUUCCAUAAUGUUAUUAACUGCUUGAUAGCCUCAACAUCGGUAAAAUGGACGCCGGUAGUACAAUUCUCAGUUGCUUGCUUAUGUUUCAAAUGACCACCGUACUUGUGCUCCUAAAUCCAAUCAACGACGUACGGAAGAUGUCCAGAUGCAUCAAUAAAAUAGCCAAAUACAAUAAAAAUUACAAUUACUUUGCCAUCGCUUUAUACUAUGGAGCAAUUGCAUAUCUUGGUAUGUAUAUACCUCUGCAAGAGAUACACAGCUUGAUAACCAAUAAUACCCUCACAGCCACUGAAAAACUAAUAGCCUUCCAUAGGAUCGAGAAGAACUACUUCAUAGCUGGCUUUUCCCUUUUCUUGUUCAUCGUGCAACAUGGUAUUAAAGCCAUAGUUACCUAUGCAGCAACACUUCUACAGGUAACAAUAUCAACCAGACAGUCCAUUGCGGCUAUCGGAUGUCACACAACUCAAAAGCAUAAGAAUCUUCAGCAAACAUACUCACCAAUGCACAUCCUACCGAAUUUGUUGAGAGCGAAGAGAUCGAUAUCAUAUGAGACCAUCAUGUUUGCUAAUGAGGUCCGCGAUCAACUACGAGCAGUAUUGAACAAUUCUUUCAACCGAAACAAUACCAGAACUGAAAUUAUUUCACAUAUCCUAGAAACUAAUGUAAGCAAUUUGUCCUCCACCUAGAUAGUUUCUUGAAAUAAAGCAUCACCAUCCCUAUU